CGGAAAAAUGGCUGCAAAUGAUCAGUGGAUUUGAAGAUAGCUUGGCUAGAUUAUUACGUUUUCGCGUGCCUAUUAGACAAUAUCCUCCAAGAUGGUGCUUUUAACAUUAAAAAACCUUCAACAACAAACUUUUCAAGUGGAAAUAGACUUAACUGCUUCGGUGAAGGAGCUAAAAGAAAAAAUAGAGAAGGACAGAGGCAAAGACUAUCCUGCCAUAGGACAAAAGCUCAUCUAUGCAGGGAAAAUUCUUCAAGAUGACAACAAAUUAGAAUCAUACAGCAUGGACAUAAACAAGUUCCUGGUCAUAAUGGUGACCAAGCCUAAGACCAGCACCCCACCUGAAUCAUCAGCAGACUCAGCCUCUGACACUGCUGUCACUGAAUCAAGUGAGAGCACGAGCAGUACUACAUCUACAACCACAUCUUCAUCCAGCUCCACCACAGACACCACCACAUCUACCAGCACCACCACUACCACCACCAGCAGUGCGGCUGGAGCUGAGGGAGCAGCAGCACCCACAGCAGCUUCUGCAGCCAGCAACGCUGAGAGCUUCUUAGUCAUGGGGGAAGAGUUCAAUAAGAUGGUUGAAAAUAUCAUGGAGAUGGGCUAUGAGAGAAGAGAGGUGGAGCGAGCACUACGCGCCAGCUUCAACAACCCCUACACCGCCGUGCAGUACCUCGUGGACGGCAUCCCCGAUAACCUCGGCGAGGGCGACGCCCCUGCUGAGGGCGGGGACGCCGACGAUGCAGGUGACAUGGCAGGUGCCCUGGCGGCGGCUGCAGCUGUAGUAGGUGCUGGUGAGGGAGGCGGCGCCGGUGGUGCAGGAGGAAGCGCUGAAGAUCCUCUCGCUUUCCUGCGCAAUCAGCCGCAGUUCGUCCAGAUGACGCAGAUGAUGCGCAACAACCCCCAGCUGCUGGAUGCGUUCUUGCAGCAGAUCAGAACCACGAACCCUGGUCUCCUGCAGGUCAUUCAAGACAACCAGGAGGCCUUCGUACGCAUGAUCAAUCAGCCACAGUCGACGGGCGGCACCGGCGCAGAUGCCCCCACCAGCGGAGGAGGUGUCCAAGUCACAGGCGGCGGCGGCGGUGGUGGUGGCGGUGGCGGAGGACCGCGUGGCGCGACCAUCGUGUUGUCGCAGGAGGAUCGCGAUGCUAUCGACCGGCUACGAGGCUUGGGCAACUUCCCCGAGGAGUUGGUGAUUCAGGCUUAUUUUGCGUGUGAGAAGAACGAGAACCUGGCGGCCGAAUUCCUCUUCAGUCAGGCCUGGGAUUAACAAAGAAGUUUUGCCACCAUCCUCGUAAUUAAAGUCAUCAGCAGCAGCUAUUCCCCAUCUUACAUUUAUCUGCCGCUUUGCCCUUAACUGAAAUAUUAUUGCCUCUGUGGCAUACCAGAUGAUAUUCCUCAUACGUUGCUUGACAUAUAGUGAAAUUCAUCUGCCGCAAUUGUAAUUAACUGAAUAGGUACGUUUAUGAUCCCCCCCCCCAUACUUAUAUUCAUCACACGCUGUAGCGUUCCAUACUAAUAUUCAUAUGCCAGUGCUGCUUGUGGGCGGAAAUUCAUCCGUUGCUCCUCUUAUUUCAAGGGCUGUGUGACUCUUCUUUUACUUUAAUUUCCCUGAAACACUUUAGCUUUUACUUAGUUUGAAUUUCCUUUAAAUAUUGGUUAAAUCGUUCAUUUCUUCGUCAAAAUUAUUGAAUGUUACUCUGUAAGCCUUGAGAUGUGCAAGUGUUUUUCUUUUGAGUUUUUCUGUCUUCAGUUGAAUUCAUCAUUCAUAGAAGUUAAUAAAGAAUUCUUUGUUCAUAUUUUAAAUCUCGGUCUAUUUGUUGUGAAAAUAAAUGACAGGAAUUUUCAAAGCACCAAAAUGUUCUCAUUUUUUAGUCAAAUAUUUACUUGCAAGCUGAACAGUUUCGAAUAUACUUCGUUGUACCGUGAAUUUUCCUUCUAACUGGAGGUUGCAAUCUUGACAAUUUUGAAAAAUCUUAUUCUGAAUAUUGUAUGGCAUUUAAUAUUGAUUUAUCUUCAUCAAAAUAGGGAUUUAGUGCUAAAGUCUUACGUCAUAUCCGGUACUUUUGAAAUUCUGUCGGGUACUUCAUCCAAUUUAAGCGAAUUUUUUUUCAUGUCAUAGAAAUAUUUUUGACAAUUCUUGAACGAGACACGUUCGUGCAGUAAACUACUGCUCAAUAGUGCAGCAGUUACCCAAAUCAAAGAAGGGCAUUAUGAUUUCGCUAUCACUGGUUAUGUUGUCGAGUGUACAAUAAUGCUUGGAAUACAUCGUACGAAUCACUCCAUUGAAUAGGUUGUGCUGUUACUUCAAGAUAGCGAUCAAUAACUUAUGUAUGUUACAAUGUUGAAAUGAACAUUGUAACCAACGCAGCACUGUUACUUAGUAGCAUCAAUUGUCACGUUUUGCACUAAAGUGGGUUGAUGUUAUUCACCAUCUAUACUAUAGAAUGUGAACUUACGCGUUUCUCCUAAACUACCUAAACUUUCACGCGACUAGUUACUCAACGGAAUUCUUACAUAACUUUGCGAGAAACUUGUGUAUGGUAUUUAUCAGGGGCUAAUCUCGAGAACACCAGUAUGAAAAGACCUGCGAUCCAAAAUGCGAUGCACGUGAAAUGAAAUGUUGGACAUUUUUUGUACGAAUCGGCGUUUUGAUCAAAAUAAAUAUGAUUAAAUA
Messenger RNA from Hyalella azteca, 2680 nucleotides. RefSeq names its product UV excision repair protein RAD23 homolog B. Lineage: Eukaryota; Metazoa; Arthropoda; Malacostraca; Amphipoda; Hyalellidae. The transcript has 8 exons. Bases 92 to 1273 code for a protein of 393 amino acids. The record is from RefSeq and is a predicted model, not a curated record. Gene Ontology annotation, cellular component: nucleoplasm; cytosol. Gene Ontology annotation, molecular function: damaged DNA binding; polyubiquitin modification-dependent protein binding; proteasome binding. Gene Ontology annotation, biological process: proteasome-mediated ubiquitin-dependent protein catabolic process; nucleotide-excision repair.